AUGGGCGCCGCCACGUCGACGGAGCUGGUGGACUGCGUGGUGGACGGCGACAUCCAGCAGCUCAAGACGCUGCUGCACGACCACGAGGCGGACGCCCAGAGCAAGGACGCGGCGUGGGAACUGCAGCUCGAGGAGGCGGUGCACACGGUCGUGGCCUCGGAGCUCGAGUCCGGCCAGCAGCUGCAGCAGCUGCAGAUCACGCUAGAGCUGCUGCUGCACGCGCGUCCAGAGGCCUGGAGCUCCACAGCCUCCAGCCAAGUCUACAGCACGGAGGAGGGGGAGGAGGACACCAUCACCACCGCCACGAGCAACUCGGCAGGCUGGUCGGCCUGCCAUCGAGCUUGUGCAACGGGCAACUUGGCCUUUGUGUCCUUUGCACUGCAGCACUAUCGGGCGCAGUUUGAACUGCAGACUCGUGACACCUUUGGGCUGUUUCCAGUUGACUUGGUGCCGCCGGAGCUGCUGAUGAGCGCAGCGGAGAUCCAGGACUAUCUCCGACGAGAGCGGGACACGACGAAGCCGUCGACCGCUCGCGCGCGUCGCUGCUUCGCUCUUCAGCACCUGCGCGAGCGCAAGGCGGUGCUGCAAGACCAACAAGUUCGCAGUCUGCUCGGCGACUCCAAGCUGGAAAUUCCAAGCAGGACAACUAACCAGGAUGGAGAAGAAGUUCCUCGCGCUGGAGAAUUCUUUGUGGCGUUCGAACCGAGACGCGAGCGGUUGUCGCUUGAUUUGGAGUGCAACAUGGGGCACGUGCACGAACGUGAAGCCCCACUACAUGUGAACUAUCGCUUGCCACUUACGGAGAUGUUCGUCAACGGCUACUUCCAACUGAUCUGGCGUGAAAUUGGCGAUGCCCGGAGUGAGAAACCGCACUACGACGCACAAGUUACGGGAUUAAGAGACGAAUGCGCUCGGUUCCUGCACAAGGAAGCCCCUCCUCAGCCGCAGCAGACUCAGAAUGAAGAGGCCUGUCAGCACCGACCUCUUGACGGCCCUAGCACAAGCUCCGUGGUGGUGGGCUGCUUCCCCGUUGAUGUGGCGCACUUACCCGCUGACAGCGUCUGCCACGUACUGUUCAUUGCGUGCGACCGGCACAUGCUACACCGCACAAUUGCGUUGAGCACCGAAGGACUAGCCAUCCAGACCGCUGACAUUGAAGACGACAGUGAUGAUUACUACUCGGAUUCUACCAGCGACGAAGACCAACACGAAGAAAAUGCUGUCGAGGAGAAGCCGGAGGUGGAGAUCAAGCAGACGGGUUAUACGUUUUUCGUUGGAGGCGAGGAGUUCUCGCAUCCGAAUUCUGUUUUUGCCGGUCAGAGCUUCCCUGACGUGGAAUCCUUUGAGGCCUUCUUACGGGAGUUAAGGGUGAAGAAGCAGCGUCGU
This is a messenger RNA of Phytophthora sojae, 1386 nucleotides long. RefSeq lists its product as hypothetical. The record is from RefSeq and is a predicted model, not a curated record. Lineage: Eukaryota; Oomycota; Peronosporomycetes; Peronosporales; Peronosporaceae. The annotation marks the transcript as partial. The transcript has a single exon.